This is a messenger RNA of Nomia melanderi (Alkali bee), 2627 nucleotides long. RefSeq lists its product as uncharacterized. The record is from RefSeq and is a predicted model, not a curated record. Lineage: Eukaryota; Metazoa; Arthropoda; Insecta; Hymenoptera; Halictidae.
UACACCUAUUCGUACAAAAACACCUGUACGUUGCAUCGCGGUUGCUAAUAAAUACGAUACUUUGGUAAAUAAAAUGAUCGAAAGUAAGAAGAAAAGACAACAUACGAACAGGUUCGAGAAAUUGGCUUUCCCCUUGCUCGGUUUUCGUCAACUUGAUUUUAAAAUACCACUGCGCUUCGUGCCGCGAAUGAUGAUACGCCUAUCAAUUAUUGUAAUGAGCUACAGUAGGGAAAGUAAAUUUUCGUUUCCCGUAAUGUGAUGUGAUGCUAACAAGAAGACUAGUUAUUUUUUACUAGUUAUUUUUUAAGGCAAACACGUAAUUCUUCUUCGUUUUGCUUUAGUUUAUCGUUAGGAUAUAUUUCAAGUGCAUUUCACCUGCAUUCAACGAGUGUACACUUCAUUAUUUGAUUUUAUUGCGCGCACAAUGAGAGAUUUUUCAAACUAAACUCCACACUUAACCGGUUAAAAUACACAAUAUUUGUCGUUAUAAUUUUUGCGAUCAUAAUAACAAAUUUCGUCCAUACCAACGUAUUCUUGUAUAUGCAAACUUUCGUCGAGAACUUUUUACGGUCUUCGGUACGCGCAUCAUCCUAAUGUAUCUGGAAACCACGCCUUAAACCUAAAGCCUUUGCUCCUGGACAGUGGGUAGUGGUAGUCAAGUUUUUCGGCAGUGGCGAGCCGUUCUGUGCCGCAAUAUACAAUUUUCGUCCGAUAUACAUAAAUCGUGGAGAACCUUCUCGUAGAGUGGGCGUACGUCGAACUUAAUUUCUUCCUAAAUUCCGUAAACGACAAACUUAUUCAGUUUUCACCUACAUAAUCGUCCGUCCGCCGAUAUUACGACUCCGAUCACGUGCUUACCGGAAUAUAAUAGAAGGAUGUUGUCACAAAGCGGAUGCACAUUAUUCGGAAAAAAGACCAUCCAGCAACAUACAAAAUAUUGGCCAAUCCGACAAAAGCCGUGCCCAUGAUUAUCAAAAUGCGAUGGCCCCAUAUACUUUUCACGAUACCCUGCUUCAUAUUACACGUAUCUUUCUACGUUCGCGUACACGGGCAUGGGCGCUUGAUGGAUCCACCAGCGCGAAACAGCAUGUGGAGGUUCGGAUACCCGAAUCCUGUGAACUACAAUGACAAUGAGCUCUUCUGUGGUGGAUACGCAGUACAAUGGGUGCAGAAUGAGGGACAAUGUGGAGUAUGCGGAGAUCCUUACCACUUUAAAGAUCCGAGACCACACGAAGCGGGUGGCGAAUACGCGAAAGGAACUAUUGUUAGACACUACACGGCCGGCCAGGAUAUUGACGUUGAAGUCGAACUUACAGCGAAUCAUUUGGGAAGAUUUGAAAUGUACCUUUGUCCAAACAAUAACCCAAGAAAUGAGGCAACCCAAGAAUGUUUCGAUAGGUACCCUUUGUAUGUCACUGGAACUCGGGAUGUUCGAUUUGAAAUUCCUCUAGACACUGAAAAAAAAGCUAUAUUUCGGUAUAGGGUGUCUUUACCGUCAUACGUUACUUGCUCUCAAUGUGUAAUACAAUGGAAUUACUACACAGGUAACAUGUGGGGUAUUUGCGACAAUGGAACCGAAGCUAGUGGCUGUGGAAGACCUGAAACAUUCCGAAAUUGUGCUGACGUUAGCAUUGUUACAAGCACAGCUGGGGUGCCACCGCUCUUUGUGCAACAAGACAAUCCUUUCCUACUUUAUUACAAGGACUAUCGUUCGCCAAAUAAUAUCUUCCCGCUCGUUGUUAGGUCUCAAGUCUGUGUUCCUACUUCCCUUUAUCGGCGUAUACCGGGAAUGGGAGACUGGUGUCAAAGUAAUUGUCUUCGGUAUCCACCAAACUGCCCUGCGAACAUAUGCCAGUGUCCGGAAAUAUGCGAUGCUACUGGAGAAAUAGCUGGGAAAGAAGGUGCAAGUGUUUACUGCAUGGACAAAUGCCUGGUCUACCCACCUAAUUGCCCUCAUCAUCGGUGCCACUGUUAUUGAUCAAGUCAAGCAGUAACCCACCAAGUAGGUAAAAACAAUAUAAUUGCUGUUUUCAUCGUUUAUCAAGAAUCGAUAGAAAUAGUAUUCUGAAGCGAAUCCCUUCACUUUUAUAUUAUAAGUAAGUCCCCUUGUACACAUCAAUAUAGGUAUCACAAAACGAAUCGUUUUAAUAAUAAGCAUAUUAACCGAUUAUCAUUAAAGUUCCACAGCUACAAAAUGCAAUUAAUAUGUUUUACGAGCAUUGAUUUGUUAGUUACCCAGAAAAUGAUGUCACCCAUUGAUUUUAACGCAGUUGAAAUAUAUUAUCAUGGUCAUCGUUCUGAAUAACUUUUGCCCAUAAAUCUUAUUACCGUUCUGCUUUAGUUUCCGAGGGUUUGGAUUGAAUUUAUUUUAAAUUAGAGUUAGCAAAUGCAGCGUACAAAGGACGGUAUGUAAUACUGAAUAUAUUUUUAAAAUAUCUAAACAACUGCCGAAAUGUUUUGCGAAUAUUUCGAAAACUAAGGCCAAAUGGCAAUAAUAUACAUACACGGACAAAAAUUAUUUUGAGUUAUUAUGUCCUUGACAACAUAUUUCAACUCCAUUGAAUUCGUUGAGUGGUCUCCCCGUUAUUGUAUAAAACUAUGCUCACAAUGGACGUGAAUUCACACGA